UCUCUUCCUUAUCCCUUACGCGCGGCCUUCUUCUUCAGCCAACCGCGCAGCUUCCUCACGCUCCUCCCAGCCGCGCUGAGAUCCUCAUGGCGCGCCCCUCCCUGCUCUCAGCUCGGCUUCUGCUUCUCCUCCCCUCCUUGCACGGCUAUCUCCCUCAUCCAUUGGCGGCGCUGCUCUCUCUCUCUCUCUCUCUGGUGCUCAGCUCUCCACCGCGCCCUGCCCUCUGCUCGCUCCUCUCUGCCGGCGCCCAAGCCCCAUGCUCGACCGCGCUCUCCCCUGCCUAUCCGAGUUCGCUGCUCCCCAUGGCCACCGCGGCGGCUCCCUGCUCGGCCACUCAUUUUCCUGUGCUCAAUCUCCAGCUCGGCUACUCGGCGCCCAUCUCCCUGGCCGCGCCCUGCUCGGUUGCUGCUCGCCGGAGUUCCAGCCAUGGCCGCCGAGCUUGGUCCCUGCUCCUCCCUGCGCGCACCCCGGCCCUGCUCGGAUCCUCGCCGUCGAUUCCGUACGUGAAUUAACCACGUGAUGCGGAGAACCAGAGAUGAGUCGACCACAAGAGGAUGGAAAGUGUGGGCUUCUCCACAAGAUGGUGUUGAUAAACGAACCUGAAGAUGGAUAAUCUAAACGAGUGCCAAGACAAAGGAUGGUCGUCAAGUGAUCGACAUCUAACAAACACUAACGUAGUGUUUAUCCCAGGCAAGCCCCGGUGCAUGCAACCCCUUUCCUUGUGUUUUAAAUGAUUUUUACACACUUUAAGUCUAGUGAAAUGUGCAUUAGGUUUAUAGUAGUUGCUUGGAAACCCUUUGAUGCAUUGGCUACCUUGAAAUCCAUUCCUGUUAUAGAUACUUCUGGUGAAGUAUCAAAUAUGAUUUACAAAAUUGCUUAGCCUUGCGUAGAGGUAAAUCUUGUGGCUAGAGGUUGUCCUUUGCAUUAAUGUCUAGCUCAGGGGUUAUCCUGAGGAAGGAUGACUUCUACCUGCAAGAAUAUUUUCAUUGGGAGCAUGGUGGGAUCAUACUGCAAAGUUCCCUUUAAUGCUCUUUUCAUCCUAAGGAAUACAAACAA
Zea mays is the source of this 1056-nucleotide messenger RNA. RefSeq lists its product as uncharacterized. The transcript has 2 exons. NCBI's taxonomy places the organism in Eukaryota, Viridiplantae, Streptophyta, Magnoliopsida, Poales, Poaceae. Bases 87 to 512 code for a protein of 141 amino acids. The record is from RefSeq and is a predicted model, not a curated record.